AUGAAGAUCACCAGGCAGAAACAUGCCAAGAAGCAUCUUGGCUUCUUCCGCAAUAAUUUUGGAGUCCGCGAGCCAUACCAGAUACUGCUGGACGGCACUUUCUGUCAGGCGGCGCUACGGGGCCGCAUCCAGCUGCGAGAGCAGUUGCCCCGCUACCUCAUGGCGGAGACUCAGCUGUGCACCACCAGAUGUGUGUUAAAAGAGUUGGAAACAUUGGGAAAGGACUUAUAUGGGGCAAAGCUGAUUGCCCAAAAAUGCCAGGUUCGAAAUUGUGCCCAUUUCAAGAAUGCAGUGAAUGGAUCAGAAUGUCUGCUUUCCAUGGUGGAAGAUGGAAAUCCUCACCAUUAUUUCCUGGCAACACAGGAUCAGAAUUUGUCUAUGAAAGUAAAGAAAAAGCCUGGAAUUCCUCUCAUGUUUAUUAUUCAGAACACUAUAGUCUUGGACAAACCUUCUCCCAAAACGAUUGCAUUUGUUAAAGCAGUAGAGUCUGGUCAGCUUGUCUCAGUGCAUGAGAAACAGAAUAUCAAGCAACUCAAAGAGGAACAGGGUUUAGUAAAAGACCCAGAACAGAGAAGAAGAAAAAAGCGCAAGAAAGUAAGUGGCCCCAAUCCUCUUAGCUGUUUGAAGAAAAAGAAAAAAACACAGGAUACGAACUCAUCUGCCUCGGAAAAGAAAAGGAAAAGAAAAAGAAUCCGAAACAGAUCUACCUCAAAAGUACUUUCUGCAAAGCAGAAUGCAGAAGGGUAA
Budorcas taxicolor (takin) is the source of this 747-nucleotide messenger RNA. It is a transcript of the gene UTP23, whose product is annotated as UTP23 small subunit processome component. Bases 1 to 747 code for a protein of 248 amino acids. Gene Ontology annotation, molecular function: small ribosomal subunit rRNA binding. Gene Ontology annotation, cellular component: nucleolus; small-subunit processome. Lineage: Eukaryota; Metazoa; Chordata; Mammalia; Artiodactyla; Bovidae. The record is from RefSeq and is a predicted model, not a curated record. The transcript is spliced from 3 exons.